GUAUGAAUUUCGAAUGCCGAAGAUUUUACUGCUCCCUUUGAAACCCAGUUGUCGCAAACAUGAGCAUGCUAUUUUAGCGGCAGAAUGACAACAGAAAGAGUGAUAGAUCCCCAUCUAGAAAAUUUGAUCUGGAGUGACAUCGAGUACAAUCUCUGCGAGUUUGUUGAUCGCUUUCCUUUGCCUCAAAUUGUCAAAGUACAAGAAGGUUACUAUGGCCCAACUGAGGAUUCAUGCAUUGGAGCCGAACAGAUCCUUACGCUGCACUGCGUGAAAACUACAGAGAAAGUUUUAGCUCGAGACAGAAAGAAACGAGAGCUUCAUAUUCCUUUGAACUGUUCGCAGAAGGUUGAGCUUCGUCCCGCCGAGUUCAGAGGAAUUUACGAAACCGUGGAAGAAAUUAGUAGAAUUCCAGCGAGAUUUGUAAGAGUGACCCAAGGGUAUUACCUCGAAGAAGAAGCAGUGAGCCUGAAUCCCGGAGAUAAACUGGAAGUAAUCCGCGUGGAGCAAGGUCUUGGAGGGAAAGACGACGGUGUUGUCUUCCUUACUGAAGAGCGCAACCCUAUCCGCUUGCCUUUUAGUGUCAGUGCAGGAUUCCAGUCCCUGCUUGAUGGACGGGAAUAUUAUCUGAAGGAGCUGAUGAUGUCUUCUUUUAAGCUGCCAGUCUACUUUCAGUUCACUGAGCCACCGUCUAUCACUCGAAGAUCAAGUGAGGGUGUGUUUAAUACUUCACUCGGGGUGCUGUCAUUUGAAAAAGUGUACCAAGAUUCUACUGUCAUAUGCACUACAAAAGAAGGUAGCGUUAGAACAGUAGUCAGCUGCCCCAAAAAUCUUCCAGUCACUAUUAAUGUGGCUCGUGGGGCAUUGUCAGAUGACAAGGAUUAUGUCCGCAUUUGUCGCUUGUUUCAUGAUGGGGUCAGUCUUUUGAAGAUUGAGAACAUGGAGAUCCAGAACAUUUAUGCAUCAAGGAAUACCAUUAGAGAGUAUGAGUACAUUGUAGAUGAUUUGUCACCACCACCACCUGUUCCUCCUCGUGAAAGUGCAGAGGAUUCUUCUUUGUCCAGUUGUCAGGUUCCUGAAGCAAGUAAUUCAGACUCUGGUGACGACAGCCAUGAUUACACGUACAUUGAUGAACCUGUCACAGACAAGUCCACCCCUUUCCAAAAGCCAAAGCCAAAUGGUGUCAUACAUGUAGUAUCUGGUGGUAAGGAUUCAGCAGAAAUGGUCAAUCUUGAUAAAAAUUUGGAUGAAGCGGCUAUUAAUCAUGAUGAUGAAGAUGAUGAUUAUGAAAAUGUAGAUGAAAAUUAUCCUGCUCCUGUCGUGAAAGGUGGUGAACCAACUACAAAAAAUGAGCCUGUCAAACCUCCACGUAAAUCAAAAGAGGCAGCAAAACAGAACCCUGAUGAGAAUAAACCAGAGGUGAAAAAAGUCCCACCAGCUAUCAAACCAAAGCCACCAUCCAUAAAGGCCAAGCCAAUGUGGAAGCAGAAUGAGAAAGAGAAACCAUUUGUUGUACCAGAUGAUCUCUCCCGAAUGUCCAUAAAAGAAGUGUCCCAAUUUUUGAGACACUUUGGCUUUGAAAGUUUCCUGAAAGUAUUUGCAGAAAAUGAUGUGGAUGGUGACCUUCUUGUUAAUCUGACUGACGAGGAGCUCAAGGCACUUGGGCUAAAUGCUUUUCAGUGCAAGAAAAUAUCAAGACUUGUUGAUGGAUGGAGACCUAAAAAGUAAUUCUGAAAGUAAGAUACAUAACAUACAUUUUCUAUUAUAGCAUAAAUCAUGUAAAGCACAGGCUCUGUUGGUCAAUGCAGUGUCUACUACACAUGGGUGUAUGCUGUAGACGUGAGCAAAAGUUUGUAAGUGAGCAAAAUGUUUUUUUUGUUAUAAAACAAAUGGUAAACACCCCAGCUUACACUGUUGGGUUAUGGAUGCACUUGUGAGCUUUGCUAAGCACUCAGGAAGUUAGAGUCACUCUCAGUCAUGGCCUUGAGCAACUCUUACACUUCUUUCAUGCUUGGCAACCUCCCAUGUACAUCCACAACUCUAUUGUGUAUGCUGUGCUGUUUACUAUAUUUUAAAUUUUAGACACAAGUAGUGGAUCAUAGUUUUAAAUCCUGUUUAACUUUGUUUAUUAAAAAAGUUUGCUUUGUUCAAUAUCUUCUUAACCCCCGUGGUACCCCAGGUCGGAUUGUUAAUUCUCCCCUUAAGCUGCCACACAUUUCCUUUUGAAUAAGUAAGGAGAAUUUGGUAUUAGAUCAAGAUAACAACUUAUACCAGUUACGUUUGAGUAAUCCCAUCACUUGUUUGUUGGAUAAUCUAUGGAUUUUAAAGGGAGAAGUUACCCAUUUAUCACCCUUGGGAUUUAAGGGGCUAAUAUGGUUUUCACAAUUUUGAAAUCUGGUUUGAAUAAUUCUUGAUUAAAUACUUCCACAAGAUAUAAAAGUAGUGUCAGUAUCAUCUACACAUGGAAAUGUGUGAACCCUGCACACCAUAACAUCUGUAAGCAUAAUUAUUCUUCAAUUUUUUCAUGUAGAUUUCCUGGUACUGACAAGGAAUCUGUUGAACAAUUUAUAGUUUCGGUUGGUGACUAUUUCUUUUAUUCUCAUGUCCUUGACGUUUGAUUUAGCAGUGAUACUGCAAGGAGAAACUAAUGUACGUCAUGUCUAGGGGUUAAAGAGUUACAAAAUUCAGUGUUGAAACCUAUAAACAUGUAGUACUGGUCAACAAGUAAGUUCUCUUUUCUAAUUCAAGGAUAUGCUCUAAGGAAAAUUGAAUGGAGCCCAGCACUCUGAAGCUGUGAAAUCCAGGGUGCCCAGCAUAUGUUUUUCAUGAA
This is a messenger RNA of Stylophora pistillata, 2827 nucleotides long. RefSeq lists its product as uncharacterized. Gene Ontology annotation, molecular function: protein binding. Lineage: Eukaryota; Metazoa; Cnidaria; Anthozoa; Scleractinia; Pocilloporidae. The record is from RefSeq and is a predicted model, not a curated record.